This is a messenger RNA of Salvelinus fontinalis (brook trout), 1255 nucleotides long. Its product is annotated as transferrin receptor protein 2-like. The record is from RefSeq and is a predicted model, not a curated record. Gene Ontology annotation, biological process: endocytic iron import into cell. Gene Ontology annotation, cellular component: external side of plasma membrane. The transcript is spliced from 7 exons. NCBI's taxonomy places the organism in Eukaryota, Metazoa, Chordata, Actinopteri, Salmoniformes, Salmonidae. Bases 16 to 1023 code for a protein of 335 amino acids.
CUCUCUCUCUCUCUCAUGCUCUUCCUCUCUACCUAUAUCUCGCUCUCUCUUUCUCUCUCGUGCUCUCCCUCUGUCUGUCCUUGUAUUAUCCUGAACCUCUCUUACCUCUCCUGUGGUUGCCAGGGUUACCUGUCCAUGCUACACCUGAAGGCUGUGGCGUACUUCAGUCUGGACCAGGCGGUUAUGGGUGAUGAUAACCUGUCGGCCUACACAAGUCCUCUACUGCUCGAUCUAAUAGAAUCAGCCAUUAAACAGGUGGAGCAUCCUAAACACACAGGCCAGACCAUCUACAGCCAGGCAGAGAAAGACGGAGGCAGCUGGAAGAUCAUUAAGCCGUUGUACCUGAACAGCGGGGCGUAUAGUUUCACAGCCUUUGGAGGAGUUCCUGCCAUGGAGCUACGCUUCAACGAGGACUCCCGCCCCUACCCAUUUGUCAACACCCCAUUGGACACCCUCGGGCGACUCCAGGAAGUCCUGGGGGGUCGUCUGGGGGUCGUAGGGCGGAGCCUAGGAGAGCUGAUUGGUCUGAUGGUGCUGCGAUUGGCUCACGACCACAUCCUGCCUCUACGCAUCACUACCUACUCCCAUACUGCACUGCAGUUCAGCGCCCAGCUCAACAAGCACUCUGCUGAGCUACAGGCUCGAGGUCUCUCUCCUCAGUGGGUGUUCAGUGCUAGAGGAGACUACAGCAGAGCAGCUGAGACCAUGCAGGAGGCCAUACUGAACUCUGAUGUACAGGAUGAGACCAUGACACGGAUCUACAACACACGCAUAAUGAGGGUAGAGUAUUACUUCCUGUCCCAGUACGUGUCGGUGGUUGAGACGCCGUUCCGUCACGUUGUGCACGGUCGCGGGGAACACACUCUGAGUGCUCUCACCGAACACCUUUCCCUACUGACCUCCGACCCCAGGCGCUUCAACGAGGCCCUUUUCCGACGGCAACUCGCCCUGUUCACCUGGACGCUGCAGGGAGCCGCCAACGCCCUGAGCGGAGACAUUUGGAAUAUAGACAAUGUCUUCUAACAUAGACACGUGUAGAGAUGCACACACACACUACACACUAUACACACACACUACACACUAUACACACGCACACACACACACACACACACACACACACACACACACACACACACACACACACACACACACACACACACACACACACACACACACAAACACACACACAGCCGCCAACGCUCUGAGCGGAGACAUUUGGAACAUAGACAAUGUCUUCUAACAUAGACGCAUGUAG